GACACCCUGGAGUGUGCACUCUGCCCCUUCCCUCUCGCCGCCCGGUGACCUCGGUGUCCCGGCCGCGCUGGGCCGGACAUGCUGCGCGACUGCCUGUCGGCGGAGGGCGAGCGGCGCUGCCGGCGGUUGCUGGCGGGGGCCACGGCCCGGCUCCGCGCGCGACCUGCGGCGGCCGCGGUUCUCGUGCCGCUGUGCUCGGUGCGCGGGGUCCCGGCGCUGCUCUACACGCUGCGGUCUAGCCGCCUGGCCGGGAGGCACAAGGGUGACGUCAGUUUCCCAGGUGGCAAGUGUGACCCCGCUGACCGGGACGUGGUGCACACGGCCCUGAGGGAGACCUGCGAGGAGGUGGGCCUGGUUGUGCCUGAGAAGCACGUGUGGGGUGUCCUGAGGCCCGUGCACGACCAGCAAAAGGCUACUGUGGUGCCGGUGCUGGCCGGCGUGGGCCCGCUGGAUCUCCAGAGCCUCAGGCCCAACCCUGAUGAGGUGGAUGAAGUGUUUGCACUGCCCCUGGAGCAUCUGCUGCAGGAACAGAACCAGGGCUAUACCCACUUCUGCCAUGGUGGCCACUUCCGCUACACACUGCCUGUCUUCCUGCACGGGCCCCACCGGAUCUGGGGGCUCACGGCCGUCAUCACUGCGUUCACCCUGCAGCUGCUGGCACCUGGCAUCUACCAGCCCUGCCUGGCCAGCCCUGAGCUGCCCAGGGGCUGAUGACCUGGCCCUGAGCAGCCCCUGCCUUUGCCCUGCCAUGCCAGCUCCACUCCAGGACUGAAUAAAGAGCCUUUGCCAACUCCGUGGCGACUGCACCUUCUGCACUGGAGCCCUGACCUUGGGCAGACCCCAUGGGACAGCUGGCCUCCUGGCUGGGGUGCCUCUGGAUAAUCACACUGUUACUUGCU
Physeter macrocephalus (sperm whale) is the source of this 899-nucleotide messenger RNA. It is a transcript of the gene NUDT8, whose product is annotated as nudix hydrolase 8. NCBI's taxonomy places the organism in Eukaryota, Metazoa, Chordata, Mammalia, Artiodactyla, Physeteridae. Gene Ontology annotation, molecular function: coenzyme A diphosphatase activity. The record is from RefSeq and is a predicted model, not a curated record. The transcript has 4 exons. Bases 79 to 711 code for a protein of 210 amino acids.